Messenger RNA from Suillus plorans, 654 nucleotides. RefSeq lists its product as uncharacterized. The record is from RefSeq and is a predicted model, not a curated record. The annotation marks the transcript as partial. Gene Ontology annotation, molecular function: protein binding. The transcript has a single exon. NCBI's taxonomy places the organism in Eukaryota, Fungi, Basidiomycota, Agaricomycetes, Boletales, Suillaceae.
AUGGUGGAAGAUGAAACAGAAGUUCUAGACUGGGGAAAUGAGGAGGAAGACCGGGGAACUUCGGAACAAGAUCCAAGUCUCGCUGCUGAGGAUGCAGAAGAUGCUGUGUCGCUUGGAGGUGACGAGGACGACGAAUUCCUGACCUACCAGCCUCGCGUUUCACAGGGCGGUGCUCAGCGCACACAGUCUCCUUCAAAGGCGGUCAAUCACUCCGAAAAAAAUCAGGAGAUACCAGUUUCUGGCGCCAACGCUCGGGGCAAGGCUCCUGAGCAUGAUAGGCCCAAAACGCCAGUAAGGACUCCCCAGGAACCACAUACGGUUCCCGAAUCAUCUCCAGUUCUCAAUCGCCAGUUGUCGUUUGGGAAACUUACUCAUGCUCUUCCUCCCAAACCAAUAGUGUCUUCAGUUCCAUUUAUGCAUCCUUCUCAUCCGUCCAUCAUUGAAGCUACAGCCAUGGCAGCUCGCGUCGACCGGGACAAGAAAAAUGGCAUUGCUGUUGUCUCCAAGCCCACGACAUUUGAAUCAGGGGAUAUACUUCCCCCAGAUUGGGAGGUUAGACACCCGAGAAAUGGCCGCGGUGUCUAUUAUUAUAAUUCUCGCACCAAAGAAUCGACUUGGACGCGUCCUGGCAGCUCCCCGCCUGCUCGUGAUCGG